AUGGUCACCUGGAACAAUUCAGCCAAGGUUCUUUGGGAUCCUGCGGUGACGGAGACGUUUAGGGGAGGACUAAAUGAAAGCUCUCAAAAUUCGGAAUUGUGGUUUAUGACGCUACGCAACUGGCACCUACAGCUGUUCCUCAUCCCCGCAGCCAUCUUUACCACCCUGACCCUGACCAUCAACCCCCUCCUGCUUAUCAGCAUCACCUCGUCCAGGAGUCUCAGGCAGGAGACACGCUACAUCCUGCUGGCCAACACCUUGCUGGCUGAUGUCCUCUUCCUGGUCCUCAACCUCUCCAUUUCCAUCUGUAACAUGACAGGGCAGCAGCUUCGGAAGCAGCUAUGCGAGGUGCUCAUAGCAGCCACAGUCACGGCCUACUGCGGCGGGGUCAUGACCAUCACUUUCAUGGUCGUUGACACUUACGUGGCUGUCCGUUGGCCCUUGCACUACCAGAACCUGCUGCCCACUUCCAGGACUAAGAAGAUCCUGGCUGGGGUGUGGAUCUUGGCAGCCCUGUAUCCUACAACUGUGGUGAUCAUCUUGGAGACUCUGGAUGUUAGUUCCCAGAGGAGGCAGAGAGUUUGCCUCAUGCUUAUGACGCUGGGAUCCGGAUCUUUGGGAGAUGCAAUGAUCAUAGGAGUCCAUACCUACUUCUCUCUAGGAGUCGUGCUCUGCUCUUCCCUGAUCCUGUAUUGCUACAUCCACCUCUAUUUCGUCACCAAGACCGCCGGCAUCUGGCAGAGUCGCUAUUCCAGGGCCAGGGUAACUCUUCUGGCCCAUGCCGUCAUGCUCCUGCUCUAUUUCGGCCCAGGCCUGGUCUUCGCUGUCGAACUCAUCCUCUUUCACCAUCCCUCAGUCAGCAUGGAUGUCAGGGUUUGGGUGAACAUCACAAAUUUCAACCUGUUAAUGCUGCUGCCCAGAGCUUGCUUCCCUUACCUGUAUGGCCUGAGAUACCGGGAGAUCUCAGACACUCUCAGGGGGCUCUUCCACAGACGGAAGAUGAGCCAAAUCAGAGCCGCAUAG
This is a messenger RNA of Lepisosteus oculatus (spotted gar), 1023 nucleotides long. RefSeq names its product probable G-protein coupled receptor 148. Gene Ontology annotation, cellular component: membrane. The record is from RefSeq and is a predicted model, not a curated record. Gene Ontology annotation, biological process: G protein-coupled receptor signaling pathway; detection of chemical stimulus involved in sensory perception of smell. NCBI's taxonomy places the organism in Eukaryota, Metazoa, Chordata, Actinopteri, Semionotiformes, Lepisosteidae. Gene Ontology annotation, molecular function: G protein-coupled receptor activity; olfactory receptor activity; odorant binding.